CGUCAGCAGUGACACGUCAGCAGUGCCACGUCAGCAUGACGGGUCGAGAUCUGGGCAUGCCAGGCCAACUGGCCAAUGAGUCCAUUGCGGACUAUAAACUGCGCUUCCAGGCUCAGCUCGCUUUCAUCGAGGUUGAGGAACAACGCCAACUGGCAGCCGAGGGUGCCCGCGUACAGGCUGAAGCAAUGGCAACAGCAGAGAAGCUACGGCUACAGGACGAAGCAGGCGCAGAUGCCCAGACUCUCCAAACUCGUGACACGGUUGUUGUAUGCUUGCAACUACCAACGGUCCGAGCUAGAGAAACAGAACCAGGAACUGCAGCAACAGUACCAGGAUCUGAAGACGCAGCACCAGGAGUUGGCGAACCUCCGCCGGAUGGUGCAGAGCCACGAGGAUGCUACACGGGCACUCAAUUCCCGUGUACUGGACCUGGAGCAAGCUGUACCAGUACCAGAUGCUGACCACGUCCUCGCAAUGCUCGGCGACAUCAGCACCUUCGCUGCGCCGACCACCAUCAGCAAUCAGCUGAGUUCCAGCAACUGCAGUCGACGAAUUCGGAUGGCAACAAUCCAAAGCAAUACAAGAUGCCAACCUUUCAACUGGAGAAGUUCGACGACUACACGCAUCAGGACCCGGUGCUCUGGUGGGAAACAUUCACGACGCAACUUCGGAUUCUGCCUGUCACCAAGCACACGUACAUCGGCGCCCUGUUCAUGAACUCAAAGGGCGGAUGCCAAAUCUGGUUAACCCACCUGGCAGCCACCCAUGGCGUCGACGUCGCAGAUCUGAAGGACAAGAUCACAUGGGAAGAGUUAACACGGCUGUGGAAGAAGCGGUUCAUCGUCGACAACGCUCCAGCACUAGCCAUCAACCGUCUCUUCACCAUGUCUCAGGGCAACACAGCAACACGUGACUGGCUCACGGAAUGGCAGAAGAUCGCGGCAGUGCCUGAUCAGGACUUACCAUUCACGCAUCUACGCCGUGAGUUCUACAACGGGUCAUGUGCUGCACUGAGCCAGACACUUGGUGAUCGCGAGCAAUACACCACCUUCGCUGAGAUCAUUGAUAAGGCAAGGGAGAUCAUCAAGACCAACAGGUCGGCUGCACGCGAGAAGUCAACAUGGCAGCCAACCUAUGUGGAGAAGGUGAGAACUGGUCCGCGACAGCAGCAGUUCGCUGCAGUCCAAUCGGACAACACUGUGGAAGACCCGGCAGCCACCCAAGCGUCACGUGAGGGAGAUCAGGUGGCUGUUGUCCAGCCACGAAGCAACAACAAACCCCGAGUGAACGGGAAGGCGAAAUCAGCAUCGCUGGCCGGAAAUGGACAGCCAGCACCACCAUGGGUCAAGUUCGGCUUGACCGAGGCCGAGUACAAGUACCGCGGCCGUUACGGCUGCUGCUACUGGUGCAACAACACCAAGCACAAGACCUCCCUUUGCCAGGAUCAGGCCAAGGAGGAUGUGCGGCCCCAUUCGGCCGCCUUGCUAGCGGCCUCCUACACAUCUGGGGAGGAUGCGCAUGUCGAAAGUCCUCGGUACACUUACGAGGAUUAUGCUGUCCACUUGGUUCCACUGCUGGACCAACCGCUCCACGUGCAACAAUCAACCGCAUGCACGGUUUCAUCACCAUCGGCAACCGAUUCGGCAGCUUCGCCGCCAUCUAUCGUCGGGGAUUCUACGUCAUGGUCAAGAAUUGAAGAGCUCGACCCAUUGACGUUCGCGGACUUCCAAUGGAUGCCCGUUCCCUCGACCGGACGAUUGCCGAAACCACAUUGCAACGUGCUCAUGGCACAACUGCGGGAUUACUUGCACACUGCAAUACCGAGUCCGUUGAUGGACGCCGGAGUAGAGGUUGUCGACCUUCACGCCUACAUUGAGAAGAUCGACCGUGAGUUCAAGACGCAACGGUACGACGACAUCGACGCACCAUUGCUAUAUGUACGCAUUCAGAUCGGAGAGGCGACCUGCAGCGCUUUGAUCGAUUGCGGAGCAUCUCGCAACUACAUCAGCCAGGACUUCAUGAAGAACAAGGAUUUGCGGUUGUGCAUCGAUUAUCGCAAGCUCAACGCGCUGACGAUCAGAAACGCCGGCCCUCUCCCACACAUCGACGAUCUUCUCGAGCGACUGGGCGGCGCCAAGUUCUUCUCCAAGCUCGAUCUCAAGUCGGGAUAUCACCAACUCGAGAUUCGAAAGGAGGACCGUUACAAGACCGUGUUUAAGACGCGAUAUGGGCAUUUCGAAUGGCUGGUUAUGCCAUUUGGGCUUACGAAUGCCCCUACCACUUUCCAAGCGGCUAUGACAACCGAGUUCCGACACAUGCUGGAUCGAUACGUACUUAUCUACCUCGACGACAUCCUGGUGUACAGUCGUAGUUUGGAGGAGCAUGUGGAACACCUGUGCACCGUCUUGGAGCGGCUACGGCAGGCCAAGUACAAAGCCAACCGCGACAAGUGCGAAUUCGUGCGGCAGGAGCUGGAGUACUUGGGACACUAUGUGACGCCGCAAGGCAUCCGUCCGCUUGCAGACAAGGUCGAGGCCCUACGAGUAUGGCCUGAGCCCACCAACACCACGAACGUUCGUUCAUUCAUGGGAUUGGCGGGCUACUAUCAGCGAUUCAUCACCGGAUACUCGAGGAUUGUUGCACCUAUGACGAGAUUGCAAUCGCGAAACGUGCCAUUCGUAUUCCAUGACGACGCACGCCGGUCAUUCCAAGCACUUAAGACGGCUAUGCUCAUGGCACCCGUCCUUAGCAUCCAUGACCCCACCCUGCCGACGAGAGUGACUAUGGACGCUUCCGGCUAUGGCAUUGGGGCAGUCUUGGAACAGCACAACGGCGACGACUGGCACCCUGUGGAGUAUUUCAGCCACAAAGUGUCUCCCAUCAACUCGCUUGAUGAUGCAAGGAAGAAGGAGCUGCUCGCAUUCGUGAUGGCUCUCAAGCGCUGGCGACACUUCCUCCUUGGGCGUCGUAGGUUCACAUGGGUUAYGGACAACAAUCCAUUGACCUACUACAAGACGCAGGAUACGGUGAGCAGCACGAUUGGACGAUGGAUGUACUUCAUCAACCAGUUUGACUUCACACCGAAACAUUUUCCCGGCCUCUCAAAUCGCGCAGCAGAUGCACUCUCGCGAAGACCUGAUCUUUGCCCUAUGACACAUCAUGCCUUCGCAUUCGACGAGGAGCUUCAGCGACACUUCAUCCGGGCAUACGAGUCUGAUCCGGACUUUGCCACGCUAUAUGCACAACUAUCUUAAGAUCACCCGCCGGCCAGCCACUAUCGCAUUGCCGACGGGUACUUGCUCCUCCACUCGAGAGGCAAGGACUUAUUGUGUGUCCCACGAGA
This is a messenger RNA of Chara braunii, 3343 nucleotides long. The record is from the annotation of a GenBank genome assembly. NCBI's taxonomy places the organism in Eukaryota, Viridiplantae, Streptophyta, Charophyceae, Charales, Characeae.